Molecule: messenger RNA, 1185 nt
Organism: Mercenaria mercenaria
Lineage: Eukaryota; Metazoa; Mollusca; Bivalvia; Venerida; Veneridae
Exons: 5
Coding region: 1-1185 (394 amino acids)
Source: RefSeq, a predicted model, not a curated record
AUGGCGAAAAGAACGUUACUAAUGUUACCAGUUGUAACGUCACUGAUGACGUCAUUUGUGCGGAAAAAGGACAUCUGGAAGAAGGACUUUUGGGGAAGCAAGAUUCUCGAAGUUCCUAACAAUUAUGCCAAAUGUCAUAUAUGUAUGAUAAACCCUAAAGCGAGAGAAACAUCAAUGACGCAGAAACACGCAGCAAACUGUAGUCAGAAAAUCGAAGUAUGCAUAGCCUGCGAAAAGAACUCUUUUCUGAACCCAAUCACAUGUUACUGUGGAACAAAGUUAACACCUCUAAUAGGUAGUAGAUGUGGUGCAUUGCUGGUAGCAGGAAAUGAUACUAAUAACAAGUCGAUGGCAAAAGCACUGGCUAAAGAUAUAGAGGAAUUGAAGAAGUUGAUUACGUCACAGGCUCCACGUAUAAUGGGAAUAAGCGAGGACAAAGUCUGCACAGUUAUACCGAGUAUUCCAGAUAAUCCAGACAACCCCAAAUUUGAAGAGGAACAAGAACUGUGGCCGAAAGCGAAAGAACAUAUCAGACACUUUAGUAGAGAAACAGAAAUUGAUACAUUACUUAUUUAUUUCUCCUGUCAUGGUGCAAGCAACAUGGGUACUGGAGAUGCAAAAAAUCAUAAUGUCUUUAGGCUUGGGUCAGCUUCUGAUAACAUUACACUAGAUCAGUUUGAAAGUGAGUUGGAAAGUUUGGAAAAUAUUGAUAAGCUGAUCAUAUUUCUAGAUCGUUGCUUCCCUCCACUGGUACGUUUCAAGAAAAGGGACAGAAAAUUUAUUCAAAUAAAUGCUUGCAAACAGGACGAAAUGGCAUACAUCACAGAUUCUGGCAGCGUUUUUACAAAGUACAUUAUUCAAGGAUUGAAAGCCAAUUCAGAGAGAAAGAAAUGCUCCGACAGUAAUUGUCAGCACUGUGACGCCUACUGGUCAAACAAUUCUGGUUCUGAUUUCAUUUCAGUCUCGAGUCUCUUUGAUUAUGUCAAGAAACACAUGGAGGCAAUAAAAGGUCCGCUACCUGUCUCUACAUUGCAGACAGAUAUUCCGAACAUUGCGUUCUACACGGAUGAAGAGGUCAUUAUAGAAUUUACAUGUGAUGAAGAACAAAAACGAGUACCACUUGAAUAUCUUCAGAAUAUGGAACAGCUUCAGGAUACGCUGUACGAAGCGUUCAAACGUAAAUAA